AUGGCUGUGCGUAGCAAGAUCAUGAGCGGCAACAUGCAGUGUUCAUACCCGACCCCUCGUAAAGCCAACGUUGUGGCCCCGAAUACAACGGCGACCGCGAGUCCCGCGCCGAGCUCGGAAUCACGGAAGCCAAGCAUAACACCCCCCACGAGAGCUGGCAGCCCGCCCGACGACGCCUCCUCCGAUUCAUCGACCGAGUCGGCAUCGAGUCCGCCGUCCAUGAUCCUGGAGUCGCUUAGUCCCUAUGGAAGCACACUGGGCCGGCUGGACACGGUUGAGCGCAGAUCGCUGUCCAGGCUGCUGCAUAAGUCAAACUUUAUGGAGUACUUCAUCAGUCCGACGUUUGUCGACAACAUGCAGCUCGACAUGACGGUCCACCUGUUCACCAUGUUCGACCAGGGCAAGGACGCCUACAUCGCCAUGUACAGCGCGUUCGCGGCGUCGAUGGGCCUGGAGACGGGCGAGUAUGACCCGGAAGCGAACCUCCACCGCGGCGCGAUGGCGGUCGAGCAGCUGCGGUCAUGUAGGCUGCCCACGUUGAAGCGCGAAGAGCUACUGCCCUGGGCAGGGCUCGGGCUGGGAAUCGUAUACUUCUCCAACAUGGCCCUCGGGACGAGCGCCGCCCCCGUGCGCCGAUACGUCCUGAGUCACAUCCGGCACCUUCUUGGGACGGCGCAAAUCUCCAGCACGCGGACGCACUACAUCCUGGUGUUCCUGACGGCCGUCGACAUCAACGAGUGCCUGAUGCUGCGCGAGCUGCCGGUAUGCGGCAUCACACCCCCGGAAGACGGCCACGUCGACGCGUACCUGGGCGUGUGCAUGCCGCUUCUACAGCACCUCUACGAUCUGUGUCACAUCAGCUACCACCUCCGCUACGAAGUGGAAGUCGAGGAGCAGACGCAGGCGCUGGCCAAGCUGGGAGAGAAGAUCGAGGCAUGGCAACCCAUCAUCCCGCCAGACUUCACCAAGCGCUUCACCACCAGCGAGGUGAUUCACAUGCUGGCCCAGAGUCGGAUCUACAAAACGGCAGCGAUGCUCUUCAUCCACAGGCUGCGCAACAAGUUUGGCGAAAAUGACGAAAUGGCGUCCGCCAUGUCCAAGAGCAUCAUCUCGGAUCUCACCAUGACGCUGACCGUCUCCAAAGAGUCGCAGCGCUGCGUCAGCUUCCCCUACAUGCUGGCCGCUGUCGAGGCCAGGGACGCAGCCGAGAGGGAAACCGCGCUGGAAGCCAUGUCAUCGGUCAUGGAUUCUUUCAAUGCCCGGUACAAGAACAACAUGACGACUUUCCUCAAGGCGCUUUGGGAGAUGAAAGAUGCGAAUCCCGGAAUGUCCUGGCUCGACAUGAUGCCACACCUGCCCCCCAUUUCGGUGGGCGUCUAG
Colletotrichum graminicola M1.001 is the source of this 1380-nucleotide messenger RNA. RefSeq lists its product as uncharacterized. Bases 1 to 1380 code for a protein of 459 amino acids. Lineage: Eukaryota; Fungi; Ascomycota; Sordariomycetes; Glomerellales; Glomerellaceae. The transcript has a single exon. The record is from RefSeq and is a predicted model, not a curated record.